AAUCUUUCUUGUGUUCCGUCCUUUUCCAUUUCGCCUCCUUUCCUUUCUCUGCCCUUCGAAUCCGAUUCCAAAUCCCUUCUCCGGCGGAAUCCAUGGUAGCGGUGCUCUAGAUCCGAUCACCUCCCCGCUUCCGGCGCCAGCGAUGAAGCGGAGCAAGAGCAGGGACUCCCUCCUCACUCGGCGCCGGAAGUUCUUGCUCUUCGUCCUCGCCGCCGCCCUGCUCUACUUCCUCUUCAUCGCGUUCAAGUUUCGCCUUUUCCUAGACGUCGGACUAGAACUUCCGCUAGAUGAUGUCAGGAGUGGACUGCAUGGCUCGUCCUACCUCGGCGCCGCUCAAGAACGGAAGUUGGAGGAUGGCCGGAACUUGGACGCCCCUCGGAAGCCACUAGAACACGACGCCCUGUACCGCGGCUCCGACCAGGCGAUUCGCGAAGGGUAUGGUCGUAUCAGCGGUGGAGUGAUGCGGCAGUACAUGCGGGGCAGGGGUCGGCAGCGAAGAGGGAAUUUCUCGGAGUUGGAAAGAAUGGCGCAGGAAGCGUGGGCGGUGGGACUCAAGGCUUGGGAGGAGGCUGAUAAGUACCACCCCAGCGAUGGCUUGAAAAACACCGCCGUAAUUGAAGGUAACCCGGCAUCUUCUUGCCCACCGUCGAUGUCGAUGAGCGGAGAUGUGGACGCGGCGAGCAGCGAGCAGGUGCUGUUUCUCCCCUGCGGGUUGGCGGUGGGAUCGUCGUUCACGGUGGUGGGCACGCCGCACACCGCCCAUAAAGAGUAUGUGUCUCAGCUCGAGCGACCAGGAGAAGAGAAUGGAACUGUCCUGGUGUCCCAGUUCAUGGUAGAGCUGCUGGGGCUCAAGUCAGUGGAAAAUGAAGACCCGCCCAAGAUUCUUCAUUUCAAUCCGAGGCUGAAGGGUGACUGGAGUGAAAAGCCGGUCAUUGAGCACAAUACCUGCUACCGUAUGCAGUGGGGAAGAGCACAUCGCUGCAAUGGCGAUGCUUAUAAGGACGAUGAUGAAACUGUCGAUGAUUUUGUCAAAUGUGAAAGUUGGGAGCAUGAGGAUAUUACUAACCUGAAAGAACCAAAAACAAUUUCAUGGUUGAAGAGAUUCAUUGGACGUGCAAAGAAGCCAGAAAUGAGAUGGCCUUUCCCAUUCACAGAGGGUAAGCUUUUUGUUCUAACAAUUCAGGCUGGGAUUGAAGGAUACCAUAUUUAUGUUGGUGGCCGACAUAUUUCUUCUUUCCCAUAUAGGACGGGAUUUGCCCUCGAAGAUGCAACUGGUUUAACAGCUAAGGGAGACGUUGACGUACACUCCGUAUAUGCAACUUCUCUUCCAACUACUCAUCCUAGCUUCUCUGUUCAACAAGUAUUAGUUAUGUCAGAGAGAUGGAAGGCCCCUCCAUUGCUACAAAGCUCUGUUGAACUUUUCAUUGGUAUAUUGUCAGCAUCAAAUCACUUUUCUGAACGUAUGGCUAUAAGGAAAACCUGGAUGCAAUUUCCUGCAAUAAGAACAUCAACUGUGGUAGCCCGCUUCUUUGUUGCACUGAGUCCAAGGAAGGAGGUAAAUGCAGCAUUGAAGAAAGAAGCUGAGUAUUUUGGAGAUGUUGUGAUUUUGCCAUUUAUGGACCACUAUGAUUUAGUGGUUCUAAAAACAAUAGCAAUUUGUGAGUUUGGAGUCCAGAAUUUGACAACACGAUAUAUCAUGAAAUGUGAUGACGAUACAUUCGUUAGGGUGGAUGUCAUCGUGAGAAGACUUAAAGGGGUUGCUCCUCAUGCAUCUCUUUACAUGGGUAACCUAAACAUCUUGCAUAGACCACUUCGAAGUGGAAAAUGGGCAGUUACAUUUGAGGAAUGGCCAGAAGAGGUAUAUCCUCCGUAUGCUAAUGGACCUGGAUACAUCAUUUCAAACGACAUUGCCCGAUUUGUCGUAUCUCAACAUGCUAAUCAAAGCUUAAGACUAUUCAAGAUGGAAGAUGUGAGCAUGGGCAUGUGGGUCGAAGAAUUGAACACCACAACAUACAUUCAAUACUCUCACAGCUGGAGAUUCUGCCAAUAUGGAUGCAUUGAGAACUAUUACACAGCGCAUUACCAAUCACCCCGGCAGAUGCUGUGCUUGUGGGAGAAACUCUCCCGCGGUGUAUCUCAAUGUUGCAACUUCAGAUAAGUCACCCAUCGAUCAACCAACCAACAUGCGAAUGCGAGCUGAGGCUUGAAUUUUGGUAGUUAAAUUUGGUCUCACCUAAUAGCUGGUUUGGCUAGUAUAACCCUAGCUAUUGUUUAACCCCCUGCUCUCACAAUUACUACGAGUAGUGUAUAUCCAUUUUAUAUCGAUUAAAAGAGCCUCCAAAUCAGUUUAUACC
This is a messenger RNA of Zingiber officinale, 2354 nucleotides long. RefSeq names its product hydroxyproline O-galactosyltransferase GALT2-like. Gene Ontology annotation, cellular component: Golgi membrane. NCBI's taxonomy places the organism in Eukaryota, Viridiplantae, Streptophyta, Magnoliopsida, Zingiberales, Zingiberaceae. Gene Ontology annotation, molecular function: carbohydrate binding; galactosyltransferase activity. Bases 143 to 2158 code for a protein of 671 amino acids. The record is from RefSeq and is a predicted model, not a curated record. The transcript has 7 exons.